This is a messenger RNA of Leptidea sinapis, 1203 nucleotides long. RefSeq names its product glutathione S-transferase 1-like (gene GSTe6). Gene Ontology annotation, biological process: glutathione metabolic process. Lineage: Eukaryota; Metazoa; Arthropoda; Insecta; Lepidoptera; Pieridae. The coding region runs from base 240 to 917 and encodes 225 amino acids. Gene Ontology annotation, molecular function: glutathione transferase activity. The record is from RefSeq and is a predicted model, not a curated record. The transcript is spliced from 5 exons.
UUACAGUUUUGUGCCGUGUAGUGAGUGUACUUGUAGUACCCAAGUAACAACGUAGUAGGUACCUACCGGCUAUAAUAUCUGUGAAUUGUAUUUUUAAAAUUAAAACCUACCAAAAAAUAAAAACUAUAACUGCAAAACUAAGUUUACCCUAGUAAAAUACAAGAGAUAGUGUUCUUUUUAAUAUUUCUUAUACAUACCGACCUAGUGAAACUAUUAUCUGUUAUUUUUUGUUACCUGCAAUGGCUGUAUUAUAUAAAGCAUACUCAAGUCCACCAGUUAGAUGUGUAAUGAUGGUUGCAGAUAUAUUAAACAUUAAGUAUGAAUCACAAGAAAUAAACCCUUUACUACGAGAGCAGGACUCACCAGAAAUGACUAAAAAAAAUCCAAUGAGAACAAUACCUACAUGGGAAGAAGAUAACUUUGUUUUAGGAGACAGUCAUGCAAUAAUCCUGUAUUUAUUUGAUAAAUAUGCUAAACCUGAACAUUAUUAUCUUUAUCCAAAAGACAAACAGAUAAGAGCCAAAGUCAAUUUACGAUUGUUCUUUGACUGUGGAGUUUUGUUUCCUAGGCUACGGUCAGUGAUGGCACCGACAUAUAUGGGCAGAUUGACUGAAAUGUCUAACUCUAUGAGAAAAAACAUAGACGAUUCAUACAGAGUCCUUGAGGCUUAUCUCUCGGAUACUGUAUACCUUGCGGAUGACGUCAUCACAUUGGCUGAUAUAAGUGUGGUGUCAACAUUGGCAACUCUUAAUGGCCUUCGACCCAUCGACAGAUUCCCAAAACUCAAAAGAUGGUAUGACAAAAUGUGUGAAGAGGAUUUUGUCAGAAGAAUAAAUAUGCCAGGUGCUCAAGAACAUAUAGAAGGCCUCCUUACUUUAAUGGAAAUGAACAAAUCCAAGCUUAAGUCUCACAUUUAAUGUUGGUAAUGCAUCAUACAACAAGCUAAGAAGUAGCUAACUAGAAGUCCUUUGGGGUUGGUAGAACAUGAAUAUUUUUUCAUUAAUUAAAUUUGGAGUAACUUCCUCCAUUAUAUUAUAGGGUGAUGUGAUAAUCAUUUUGAUGUAUGAAACUUGUUAAACUGUUUUGUUUCUGGUGUGUUAUGUACCAUAAAAUACUGACAAAAUAAAACUUUACUCAAAUUGUUAUAUUAUAAAUAAAGUUUUGUUAUUAUUUACAAUUUAUUAAAUUAUUAUUUAAAAUUUA